This is a messenger RNA of Cuscuta europaea, 26049 nucleotides long. NCBI's taxonomy places the organism in Eukaryota, Viridiplantae, Streptophyta, Magnoliopsida, Solanales, Convolvulaceae. The record is from the annotation of a GenBank genome assembly.
CCGAAACCGGAACCGUACAAUACCUGAUCCAAAACCGGCGAUUAUGGUUUCAUCUAUGUUCGGUUCCAAUUCCAAUUUUUUAUUUUUGUAUACGUAAUAUUUAGGAGUAGAUAAUACGUUAUGAGAUUAUUUGGAUGAAAGAGUUCCCAAAAAUCAUUAGUGUAGUUAAUAGAAAUUGCCCUAAAUAGGAGUAAAAACGUUUUGAAAUUCCAAAAUAAGAGUAUCAUGUUUUUUAUUUCCUAAAUAGGAGUAAUCUGCCAAGUUUGGGAAAAUGUCAUAUUUAAAAGCCUGGUAAUGCAAAACUUGGCAGAAAUUUGCUCCUAUUUAGCGAAUAAAAAACAUGAUACUCCUAUUUUGGAAUUUCAAAACAUUUUUACUCCUAUUUAGGGAAUUUACUCGUUAGUUAAUGAUAUUUAGUGCAUGUUUGGUAGCCAUGAUUUUUUACUUUUUAGGCUUAUAAGCCAAAUUCUUUACUAAACAUGUAACUUUUGGUUUUACGGACUGAAUUAUUAAUAAUAAGAAAAAAUAAGGUUGAAGCUACUUUUCUGGCUGUAUUGGCUUAAGUUACGGUAGGAGUCCAUUUUAGCUAUUUUUCACAUAAUUUUUUCUUUAUUGUAUUAAUAAAAUGUAUUUUAAAAUAUUAUUUUCAAAAAUCAGCAGAAUCAGCCAAUACAGUCACAUCAGCCAAUACCUCAUAAAUUUCAGAAGAAUCAGCCAAUACAGCCGAUCUGACUAUUACCAAACGGGCACUUAACAACAAAAUAGUUUUUUAGUAAAUCACUAAGUAGUUAGAAAUGAUCAGCUAGUAUAAAUUAAGGAGAUAGUAAUUUUAAAGUACUUUAGUAAUUUAUAAAGAGUAAAAUGCAUCAAUAGUCCUUGAACUAUCAUCACCAUAUCAUUUUGGUCCUUGAACUAUUAAAUCUAUCAUUUUAGUCCUUAAUCUAUUUGAUUUAUAAUAAUCGAGUCCUUCCGUUAGAUUUGCCGUCAACUUUGUCGGAAGCUAAUUAAUUUAUUAACAUCUCAUAAUUUUAAACAUUUUGCAAUAAUACAAUCAUUCUUAAAAUUUAAGUAGCUGAUCUAGUUUUUUUAAAUAUACAUAUAUGUACACAUACACAUAUAAAAAUUAUAAAUAAAUAAUAUAAAAUCAAAUGUACGGCCUAAAUAACACGUAGUUUAUAAGAGAGAAUCAAAUUAUCAAUUAUAUACAUAUGAGCAGAUAAAAUUAAAUAAGAAAACGAGGGUGAUUGUUAUUAUUAUUAUUAGUUAUAUCAAUAAAAAAAUUAAACUAGGUCUCAUUAAAACUUAUCCACUUUCUCAAUACAUGACCUCAUUAGUUCCUCUCCUCCCAAAAAAACAAUACUCCGUAUUUAAAUUCGUAUUAUUUAUUAAAAUAAAUAAAUAAAUAAAUAAAUAAAUAAAUUUUAUGUACUAAUUUGCCCUUAAUUUUUUUUACCAGAAUAUUCUCUUAGAUUUUGAUAUUAUAAAACUCUAACUUCCUACUCAUGGGAGGUGUGUGUCGCGGCGAUGUGGAUUUUUAGGAAACGAGUAGGAAGUUGGAGUUUUAUAAUAUCAAUCUAAGAGUAUAUUCCGGUAAAAAAAUGUAAGGGCAAAUUAGUCCAUAAACUUUAUUUAUUUAUUUAUUUAUUGUAAUAAAUAUUACGAAUUUAUAUAUAGAGUAUUGUUUUUUUUUGGGGGAGGGGGGAAGUAAUGAGGUCAUGUAUUGAGAAAGUGGAUGAGUUUUAGUCAUACCUAGUUUUAAUUUUUUUUUAUUAAUAUCAUUAAUACAGAGUAAUAAUAACAAUCACCCUCGUUUUCUUAUUUGAUUUUAUCUGCUCAUAUGUAUAUGGUUGAUUAUUUGAUUCUCUCUUAUAUACUACUUACUACGUAUCAUUUAGGCUGUACAUUUGAUUUUAUAUUAUUUAUUUAUAAAAUUUAUAUGUGUAUGUGUACAUAUAUGUAUAUUUAAAAAAACUAGAUUAGCUACUUAAAUUUUAAGAAUGAUAUUUGUUGAGUGUAAAUCCCGUAGAUCCGAAAGCCCAACACGAACUUUGGAUAUAUCAGGAAUGACACAGAAUCAAAGUAUAUAAACAAAAUAUAAAAUAUGAACUCACUAAUACUCGAAAGCUCACUUGUAUUAACUAACCAGUCUGAUUACAAGGAAUUUCCCGAUCGGUAGGUCGGAAACAAUGCUUUAAUACAAGAAAUAAGAGCAAUGAUGCUAUUCUAGAGUCUGAGUAUUGAAAUGCUAACCCUUACAAUGACUUAAAACCUUCUAUUUAUACUAAUGGAGAGCAUGGGCUGCCCUAUGCUGAUUGGCCGUUGUUCCACCGACUUGGUCACCCAUGUUUCCACUUGCUGAUGUCACAAUCUGGCAUUAAUUGCGCCUGGCCACUUGCCGGUUGGCCGUUGCUCGAACGGGAUGUUGGGCUAUGCUGAAGAUGCAUAUAUAGUCCGAACUCCGUUCGGUAUGUCUUCUUACUGGGCCAACCCUUAUUUGGGCCGAAUCUCGUUCGGCACUAAUUCUACCUUGAUUAUCUUAUCAUAGCGUGAUGGGCCCGUUGCUUGGGUCGGGUAUCUUGGGCCUUCCUGACCCGGGUAUUGGGCCUCUGGAUCAAUAACCCAACACAAGUCCCCCCUUUCGAUGUCUCGAACGAUAGUGAGUGCAUUAGGAAGUAUGAAUACCAAUGUUGUAAUACUCCGAAUGGCGAUCGGGGUACAGAAGUAAUCAGUUCCCCAUGCUGCGAUUUGACGACUGUCGCUUCAUUUCCCCAUAUUCAUCAUGGUAACCGUCGUUUAGUCUUUUCAUUGCACACGCGUUUAGCUUAAAAGCUCCUAGUGACGUGUUGCUCCCUGAUUGGUUCUUGACACGACGGUUUCAAGGCUAUAAAUUAGCCUUUAUCUUCUCAAAUCCGGGUUUCGAUUUUGCAAUUCUCUGCACCUUGUUGAUUUCUAAGAUUUCUCGCAGCCUUCGUCGUUCAGGUAUUCUCCCUCCCUUGCUUCCUUGCGUCAUCCCUGAUUCGGUCGAGAUGAAUUCCCAACAACGUUCUGAUUCGGAAAUGGCUUCUCAAGGGGAGGACCGUGAUGUGGAGAUUAUCACCGUACCUUUUGAUGAAGGAUCCAAGGCAACAACGGCGGAAGUUAGGGCGGAGACAGGCGACUCUUCUAGUAGUUCUUCUUCCUCCAGUGAAGAUUCCGACGAUACCAAAUUCGAGGACGAAUUAGCCUCCACGGCGGCCGGACGUCCCAACGAUUUCCCUCGCCAUACCCUUGACCUAAAACUGAUUAGGGAGAGGCGGCAAAAACUGACCUCCCAUAAUAGGGCCGAAAUUCCGGCCCUUAUCCCUGACCCGGUGGAUUUCCGUUUGCAAGCUGGGCUUCACCCAAUGCGUCAUAGGCCCGGAAUGACUAUAGUUCAUUUUGACUCGAUUAGGGCCGACCUUAGGUUUCCGCUACACCCCUUUUUCAUUUCAUUUUUUAAUUUCUACGAAGUUGUACCAGCCCAAAUUAUGCCGAACUCCUAUCGGGCAAUGACGGAUUUUAUUUGCCGUUGCAAAGAUGCCGGUGCCCGACCAACCGUAGAACUCUUCCAUCAAUUUUUCAAGGUUGCCCCCCAACAAACCCACGGCUAUCUGGCCACUAGUGCCCGAACGGGACACAUCCUGUUCAAGGGAAACCCAACCUCAAUCAAAGGGUGGAAAGACCGAUUUUUCUUCGUGUCUGUCCCGGACGGCCUAAUUCCCCACAAAUGGAAUGCCUUCCCCCGCAAGACUCCUGAUCCAGUCCUCACUGAAGAAAUUUACAAGGACGUGCUUGCUGUGGAGAAGGAUAAAUGCAUGGACAUCAUGAGUUAUCUGACUCCCGAUCGACUUGUUAAAGCCGGGAUAGGUACUGCCCGUUCUCUUGGGUUUACUUGUUUUGAGAAACCAAGUGCCAUGGUUCGGGCGGUCCUUCCCGUGCGAGAAACGUUCUUUUGUUCUUUUUUCUAGUUUCUCACACGCUAAGGCCGCUCGAUACUAACAUUGUCCUUUGUCUUUUUUCAGCACCAAACCCAGAUCUACCCAUGGACGAUAGCAGAGUUAUUGCAGCCGGUGGGGUCGGUAAACGGAAAAAGGCCAGGAAGACUCCCCAACCUACUCCCUCUAUUGUUCCUGCCCAGGAUGCUGGGUCUUUUCAACCACUUCCAGAGCCACAGCCGAUACAGCAUGUCCAUCAGGACCAAUUCGAUGUCAUGCUGGUCGACGAUCGGUUUGGCUCUGAUCAACUGCAUCAGUUCUCCCAACACUUCGACUCCGUUCAGGGGAACCCUCGAACGUAAGUGGGACUCAUACCGACCAUAUCACUGGUCAGGUUGAGCGGAUCUUCUUAUUGGAUCCUGUUCACGAGGUGUUAGAAAGGGCUGGUUCUACCGCGAGCCAGAUCUGGUCGACAUCCUCCUGGUUCAACAAUUUCUCCCUUCCUCAGUUGCCGGUCGAGCAAUCUGAAGAAUGCCUGGCCUUGACCGCUCUGAAGAUGGGUUUGUACACCCUGCAAAUGCGGGAAGCCCGUCUGGCCAAGGAACGGGAACUGAUUGUUGCUCAAUCUUCUGCUGAGCAAAACGCUGCCGCCGCCAUCACCUCUCUGGAGGCCGAACGGAGGGUCUUUGUGGAGGAGAAACAGAGGCUGGAUGCUGAGCUCGGUACCCUUCGGGUCCAACUUGCAGCUUCCCAGGCAAAGGUCAUUGCUGCCGAGGCCGCACAGAUCAAGUUUGAGGAAAUGCCCUCCAGCAUCCCGGACGGGCCCCUAUGAAGUGAAUGUGGAUCUGUCCGCCGUCCGGGAAACAUUUAAAUCCUCUGAUGAAUUCUCCAUCAUCAAGGAUGAUCAUGCAAGGACGCAAAUCCCGUUUGCCUUUGGAGCAUACCUGAAGGGUUUUCCUAAAGGUGCUGGUCGGCUCUCAGCAGGGGUGGCUCUCUUGGACAAGGACCCUGAGGCCAAGAAAUGGAAUGACUCCAUCGUUACAGAUCUUUAUGCCAAGAUCGGCCAGGUCCUGCUGCGUCCCUUCGUCGCUCAACUUCAAAACAAUCUGGGGAGGCCGGUUCAGGCUUCUGAUCUUCCCCAGGACGACAUUAUACAAGCUCAAUUCGAGAAACUUCAGCGAGAUCAGCAACGGGAAGCUGACCGGGCUGCUGGGAGAGAGCCUGAACCCCCGUCUGAUGAUGAUGAAGACGAGGAUGAAGAGGGAGAGGAGAUGGCCCCUGGCCAAUAAUUUAUAUGUUUACUUUUUAAUUAAUCGUUAUAAUUCUCUUUCCUUUAUGUAGCUUGUACUUCCCGGUCAGUAGAACCGAUGAAUACAGAUCUUUUGUUUUGCACAAAACACCUCUGUCUUUUUUGCGCUUUUUGAAUGUUUACUCACCAUUCGGGAUUCGGCCUGUUUUGUAGGACUUAACCAAUUUCCUGACUUUAUUUCUUACUUAAAUACUCCUAAUGCCGUUGAUCGCCGUUCGGGCAUUGGAGGGUUCUGAUAAUUUAACAAGGAAAAAACUCCUUCUCUCUGGGACUCAGCCGUUCAGGCUUCAGAUCAUUUUUUAGGACUUGGCACAUUCUGGCUUCAGAUAAUAUUUUUCAAUGUUGAUAGCCGGUCGGGCUUCAGAUCAAUUCUUAGGACAGUCCAUUCUGGCUCCAGAUAAUCUUUUACAAUGUUGAUAGCCGGUCGGGCUUCAGAUCAAUUCUUAGGACUUAGCUGUUUUCUUGGUUUUCUUCGCACCCGGGCUUCUUCGUAAAUUGGUAGCCGUUCGGGCUUCAGAUCAAUUUUUUGGACAGCACAUUUGAUUUCAGAUAACCUUUUACGACGUGGAUAGUCGGUCGGGCUUCAGAUCAAUUUUUAGGACUUAGCCAUUUUCUUGGUUUUUCUAACCAGCAAGUCCCUGUGAUCUUUGCUAAUCCUCUGCAAGCCCGUACGUCAUUCGGUAAUCGAUGAUCUAAAUAGAUUUUAGCCAUUCCCCCGUAAUCUUUACUGAUCCUCUGUAAACCCGUUCGGGGUACGUGCACAAAAAUGAACCAUAAAUGCCCCAGAUUAAUCGUAACCACUUAAUGCCACGUGUUGCUCAUGGAUUAGGGAUUUAUGCGGCACUUUCCCUAUUUAUAGAGAGGUGCUUCCCCUAAUUUCUCCUGCUGUUUUCUCACUUUUCUUUCAAGCUUUCUCUCUCUAGAACUCCCAGAAUUAUCUUGCGUACUUUCAAGCUUUCUCUUUCUAGAAUUCCUAGAGUUUCUCCAGUGUUUUUAUGUAUUACCCCUCUAGCUCAGAAUCUGAAGAGAUGUCGUUGAUUCGCACAAGUAAAACAUCCGCUGGUAACAAAGCCGAAGGCUCUUCUUCCCAAAUACCUAAAACCGCCAAUCCCCAGGCAGGCAAACACACUGAACAGCCACAAGAUGAUGGAUGUCUGUCAGGUGAUGAUGUCCGGGUGUAUAACAAGGGGAUGCCCGAACGGCCACCCCGCAUUCCCCUACACUUCACUCGUAUCCGCAAACAAAAACAACGCCUCCCAGAAGAUAUCGAACGACAACUUAGCCAGUUAUUGCCCCCACCAAGGGAAUACUAUGCUGGAUUCAUCCGGCACCCGAUGAGGCACCGACCGGGGCACGUGCUAGUGCACCUCGAUGCUCUGACUGCUGGGCUUCGCUUCCCUCUCCAUUCAUUCAUUGUGGAGUUCUUACGCCGGGUUUCUGUACUACCCGCUCAGUUCGUGCCCAUCACUUACCGCAUUCUGACAGGCUUCAUUAUUCGAUGCCAUGAGUUGAGGAUCACUCCAAGCGUCGACCUGUUCCUUUACCAUUACUGCUAUCAGCCUUACUGGACGACCGGGUACCUGAAGCCGGUAGCUCGUUCUGAUCGUCAGCUAUUCACAGAGAAUCUCACUCCGCCGGCUGACUGGGAGGAGCGUUUCUUGUUUGUUCGGGUAGGCGAUUCUCUGCCAUUUCCGGAUAGGUGGAACGCCUAUCCCGUUCGGGAUUCUCAGCCCAGGGUGGACGCCGUUCUACGCUCUCAAGCUGAGUCUUUGCGAAUGGGAGGAACCAGAAGUCUCCGGAGUUUUGUCACUACUUCAAGCAUGUUAUCUGCUGGAAUUGGUAAGCGUAGUAGGGUUUUAACCCGAUCAUCCUUCAUUCACACAAUUCAGCUUCUUAUCUCUUAUUCCUCUUUUUUGCAGGUGUGAUAUCCCCCAUACCCGUCCGGCGUUCUAUCUCUUCUGCUACCCUAACGGCUUCUUCUGGUAAAGGCAAAGAGAAGAUGGUAGCCGACCAUGCCUCUGAGGAGCAACACCGGAAGAAACGCCAGGGGAACAAUGGCAAUCAAUUGAUCCCGAUCGAUCAUGUGGUUGACUUGACCGGGCCGGAGGCUGAACCCAAUAGAUCGGCACCUGCCAAAACAUCAACUCCGGAUCUUUCUGACGCACCGAUCGAUGAUCGGAUGUUUGUCGAAUUUUCAAACAUGGGGCCCAGAUCAGAAGGGAGGUAUCUGUUCGGGUUGAUGCCAUCUUCUAUGUGGUGUCACACUGCAAUCAAGGUUCCCCCGAGCUUCACGAACCUGACCCACUGGUCGGAUCUUUUCGAAGCAGGUCACCAGGAAGCACUCAAGGUACACCUCAUUCCGAUCCAUGCCUUUCUAUUCUUCAUGUUUUACCUUAUCUGACUUUUAUUGUAAUCUCGUUUUCAGGCCGGUGUAUACUAUCACAAGGCCUUUCUUGCAGCCGAGAAGGAAAUGAAGGCCCUGGCCAGCGAUCGGGAUGACAGCCAGGUCCUUCUUUCUGCCGCUCGGAAGUUAGCGGCCGAUCUCCAAGAACAGGCAAAGGAGGAUGAGAAGGCAAAAGCUGCUCUGGCUGAGAUGCAGGAGAAAUCCCGUCGUCGCGACCGGGAGAUUAAAGAACUCCGGGCCAAGGUGCGAGCUGCUGAAUCUGCUGGGAUUAAAUUUGAUAAAGCUGUUGGCGACCAUCUGCCCGAACCUUACACGGUCAACACUUCCCAGAUUGCUCAUCAAUCGAUAGUGGAUUUUCAACGGGGCAAGGGGCUGAACGUCGCUCUGGAGAACACGGCCCGACAGUUCCUGAGUCCUCACCUUGGUCAAUUCUUUCGUGAAAGCGAAGAUCCCAUUAAGGCAGGGAUCGAUCUCUUGGACAGCACCCCGGAAGGGAAAUCUUUCUUGGAUGACCUGACCGAGAAAACUGUGAAGCAAAGUCAGGACCUGCUUCUGGAUAGGAACCUUGACUUGAUCCUAGAGCAUUUCCCCAAGCCGUUCGACCCUGACGAAUUAGGCUUUGACGACCUGUUCGGGAAUACAUAUGACCGUAUCAUGGAGAAGAGUUCCAAAGUAGCGCCUGGUGAUGCAGUGCAGGAAGGGAGCUCUCAACCUUCACCUUCCCCGAACGGCAAUCCUUCAAUAGCAUAGACUUUGUAAUUUUUGCUUUUUUUGUCCUUUGUUCUUCUUGUAUAUUCCGGCUAGUAAUGCCGAAGAAUAAACUAGACUUCUCUCUUUAUCUGUUGUCUUUUUUCUAAUUUUCCUUUGACUUUUCGUUCACAAACCUUUCUAUCUGGCCGAACAUCACUCGGCUCAUGUAUCUUUAUGUCUGAUCCCUUUCCCGAGCCCGUUUUGAUCCCUUUUCCGUUCGUGACGCACGGGUUCAAAACUCUUAGCUGAGGUGAAUUCCUCCAAGCCGUCUUGAUCGUGACCACAAGGUCAAACUCUCAGCUGGGACAGGGGCUCCCUCCAAACUGUUAACCCGUUUGUCAUUCGGUCAUCCGGAAUAAUCCCAUGUGUUAACAAGCUGAGGUGAGGCUAUCUCUUCACAAUUGAUCUGACACCUUUCCUGAGCCCGUUUUGAUCCCUUUUCCGUUCAUGACGCACGGGUUCAAAACUCUUAGUUGAGGUGAAUUCCUCCAAGCCGUUUUGAUCGUGACCACAGGGUCAAACUCUCAGCUGGGACAGGGGCUCCCUCCAAACUGUUAACCCGUUCGUCAUUCGGUCGUCCAGAAUGAUUCCACGCGUUAACAAGCUGAGGUGAGACUAUCUCCCUUCCAAACCCAUAAUUUCGAUGCAUUCCGAACUAUUCUCUCUGGCUCAUAUCAUCCAUAUUAGGGGUCUGAGGUAACCCUUUUCGAACUGUAAGCAAGAUCACCGAAUUUGGGUCAUUCCUUACUUAUAGCUAAAAGGGUGACUCGCUUCCGAAUCAAGUUCAUGACUGAGGCGAGCUUUUUCAAAACCAUAGUUCCGAUUCCCCGGGCGACAAUCCGUACCUUAUCCGAACGUCGCUCGGUUAAUCCAUAUCUUACAGUCUUGACACCAUCUGCAAGCCGUUUUGAUCCCUUUGCCCGUACGUAAUUACAGGGUCGACUUUGGCUAAGUUGACGACUCAGCUCCCUCCAAACUGUUAACCCGUUCGUCAUUCGGUCAUCCGGAAUGAUUUUGCGUGUUAAAAAGCUGAGGUGAGAAUCACUGUCCUCGAACUCCGGGCCAUUUUGAUCCGUUCCUCAAUGCGUAAUUACAGGGUCAAAACUCUUGCUGAAAUAAUGGCUCCCUCCAAACUGCUAAUAUGUUCAUCAUUCGGUUCUCCAGAACGAUUCUCAUAUUAACCGCUGAGGUGAGACUAUCUGAGUGUCAAACUCCAAGCCGUUGGCUGAGAAUGACUUUCCUUCCAUGUUGUUAACGCGUUCGUCAUUCGGUCAUCCGGAAUGAUCGUGUUAACCACGGGCACCGAUUUUCUGAGCCUCAAUUUUUCAAGCCGUUUUUUGAUCCCUUUAUUCCUUCAUAAAUCUAGGGUCAAAAACUCCCUUAGCUGAGAAUUGAUUUUCCUUCCAUGUUGUUAACUCGUUCCUCAUUUGGUCAUCCAGAAUGAUCGUGUUAAUCAUGGGCUGUGUUUAUGUGGAAGUUAUGUCUCCCUCUCUAUACAUUUUUUUAGAGGUGGCAACAGCCGUUUCUACUGAUAAAAUUUCCUUAGAUGUUCCACGUUCCAAGUACCUGCCGGUCGGCCUUCGGUAUUUUGUAGGCCAAACGUUCCUGAAGCAUACUUCUUACAUGUUUGGUAGGGGCCUUCCCAAUUUUGUGCCAUUUUUCCACCUUCGAGCGGUUUGCUUUUUUCUCGCUUCCUUAGCACCAGGUCCCCUACCUCGAUUGAACGAACUUUAACUUGCUUAUCAAAAUAUCUUCUUGUGGCCCUGUGAUACUCUUCCAUUCGUGCAGCUGCCAGAUCCCUUCUUUCUUCUAUGAAAUGCAAUUCGACCCGUAAGUUGUCCUCAUUCUGUUCUGGGCUAUAAUACACCGUUCGGUGUGUGGGAACUAGGAUCUCCGUUGGUACUUUCGCCUGGAAACCAUAUGCGAGGGCAAAUGGAGUUUCUCCCGUGGCCGUUCGGGGUGUGGUCCUGUAAGUCCAUAGAAUAUAAUUUAACUGAUCAGGCCACGAUGAGGAGUAUUCUUCCAGUUUCUUCUUCAUACCAUCCAUGAUAGUACGGUUCAUAUUCUCUACUUGGCCAUUCGCCUGAGGGUACGCCACGGAUGCUCUGGAAUGCUUGAUUCCCCAUUUCACCAGGUAGUUCUCAAAAUUCCGGCUGACGAACUGCCUUCCAUUAUCAGUUACAAUCUGCUCAGGGAUUCCGAAACGGCAAAUGAUAUUCUUCCAGACAAACUUCUGACAUUUAACAUCUGUGAUGCUGGCCAAUGGAUCGGCCUCUACCCAUUUGGUAAAGUAAUCUAUCCCCACGAUGAUAUACUUGUUGUUCCCAGGGGCCGUAGGUAGAGGACCUAACAGGUCUAUCCCCCAUCUUGUGAACGGAAGGGCCACCGUCAUUGGAGUGUAGAAAGUAGCUGGCCGUCCGGGGACCGGUGCGUACAGUUGGCAUACCUUACAUUUCCUAGUAUGUGCAAAGUAGUCCUGUUGGAUAGUCGACCAAUAAUACCCUUGUAGGAUUAUUUUCUAGCCAGUGUCUUGGGCCCUUGGUGGCUGGAACAGACACCUUCAUGAAUUUCUUCCAUUACAGCCGCCGCUAGAUCGGGUGGGAGGCAUUUCAGAUACGGCCCACCAAAUGUCUUUUUGUACAGCUGCCCGUCCACCAAUUCGAACAUGGAAGCCCUCCUCUGGAUGCAUUUUAUCUGAUAAGCAGGAUUUUUAUCUUGUGGGAGGGUCCCGUCUUUCAUGUAGUUUGUCAUAUCUAUGACCCAGCUCGGGAUGACAUAAGAUAUGGCCUCGAUCUGGAGCACCAUGAUUGCUGGGGUCGCCAAUGUUUCCCGAUGGGCAAAACGUUGGAUAUGAGCCGGGAUCUCCUGUGCCCGAUCGUCGAACGCUGCAUUUUCUAAUUUGGAUAGGAUAUCUGCUUCAGUAUUUUCAAUCCUGGAUAUUUGGUCGAGCCCCACUUGUUCAAAUUUACUUAUCUGCUCCUCAACUAUCUCCUUGUAGGUCUUCAUUCUCUCUUCCUUGGCCUCAGCAGUGCCGUUUACUUGAUGUACUACCAAUUGACUAUCCGACCGAACUUUUAACCGAUCGGCACCCAGGGCCUUUGCAUAUUUUAAACCAGCAAUGAGAGCCUCAUAUUCAGCCUCAUUGUUGGUUACCUUGAAGUCAAAAUGGAUAGAAUAAUAUGCUUUGAACCCCUCGGGCGAUGUAAUCACAGCUCCAGCUCCACAACCCUUGGCACUAGCUGCUCCAUCCACAUACAUUUCCCACCAGUUAUCCAGCCCAUUGUUCUCUGAGUCUGUUUCUGAGGGCCAGGCGGUACAUUCUGCAAUGACAUCUGUCAGGGUCUGUCCUUUGAUAGUAGGUGGAGGCUUGAAAUCCACCUCAUAUUGCCCGAUCAGGAGGCUCCACUUGGUAAUGCGUCCACUUGCCAUAGGAUUUCUCAAGAUGGUGGCCAGUGGCUGAGUAGUAUACACAGUUACCGAGUGGGUCUGGAAAUAUGGUGCCAGACGUUUAAUGGCAGCUAUUAGGGCCAGUACAGUUUUCUCUAGCAAGGUGUACCUGGUUUCCGGGCCGUUCAAAGCCUUGCUUACAAAAUAGAUUGGCCGUUGAACGCCAUCUUCUUCUUUCAACAGUACUGUGCUCACGGCCAGGUCAGCUACAACAAGGUACAUAUACAAAUGUUCCCCUGGUUCGGGUUUUGUCAAGACCAGGGGGGAAGACAGAUACGUCUUGAAAUCUUCAAAGGUCGUUUGGCAUUCGGCCGUCCAUUCAAAAGGGUUGGUUUUCUUCAUGAUCUGGAAGAACGGAAUAGCUCGAUCGGCCAGUUUGGAUAGGAAUCUGCUCAGGGUUGCUAACUGGCCGGUCAAUCUCUGCACUUCUUUGAGAUUUCUUGGAGCCUCCAUAUCCACAAUUGCCUUUACUUUUUCUGGGUUGGGCUCAAUCCCCUUCUCGCUCAUCAUGUAUCCCAAAAAUUUGCCCCCUCUUACAGCAAAAGCACAUUUUUUGGGAUUCAGCCUCAUAUUUGCUUUCUGCAUUAUCCCGAACACCUUUUCUAUGUCCAGGACAUGGUUUUCCUUCCUCUUGCUUUUGAUCAGGAUGUCAUCAACAUAAGCUUCCAUUGUGACCCCCAGCACUUCUUUGAACAACAUCCCGAUCAUCCUUUGAAAAGUUGUCAUUGCGUUCUUUAAUCCGAAUGGCAUGAAGAUAGAGCAAAACACACCAUCCGAAGUAACGAACGUUGUUUUCUCCGCAUCAGCCGGGUGCAUGAAUAUCUGAUGGUAGCCCCGGAAAGCAUCCAUGAAGCUCAGCAAUUCACAUCCGGCAGUUUCAUCUACUAGCAGAUCUAUCCUCGGCACUGGAUAGGGAUCCAUGGGACAAGCCUUAUUCAGGUCAGAGUAAUCCACGCACAUUCUCCAAGUAGAUUGUUUUGGGGCCAGAACCACAUUUGAUAGCCAUUCUACGUGGAUUACCGGACGGAUGUGCUUUAUCUUCAGCAAGGUGGCCACCUCCCGCUUUGUAAAUUCCCACCGUUCGGUUGCCUGAUAUCGUUUCUUCUGCUGGACUGGUUUUGCAUCAGGCCGAACGGCAAGUUUGUGACAUAUUAUCUCCGGAUCAAUACCGGGCAUAUCUUCUGGCCCCCGGGUAAACAGUACCUGAAACUUUUUUAGGACGGCAAUCACGACAUCCCGGAUGUCAGCCUCCAGAUCCACCCCAAUAGCUACCUUACUGUUCGGGGGGGGGGGGGAAUCCAGGUCGAUUUGUUCAAGAAGAGUGGCGGGUUCUGGGGUUACCUCGAACUCCGUUCGGUGGGUUUCCACCUCAAUUGUAUUAACCCGCAUCCCACGAGUGUUCAUCUGUUUCAGGGCCUCUCGAUAACAUGUCCGGGCUGUCGUCGGAUCAGUUCUGACCACCCCAACCCCAAUGUCUGUAGGGAAUUUGAUGCAUGAGUGGCGGACAGAGGCUAUUGCCUCCAGAUCUUCCAAUCCCGGUCGGCCCAAUAUGGCAUUGUGGGCACACUUUAUAUCUACCACCACGAAAGUCAUCCAGUGUGACGCUUUGUGUGUUUCAUCCCCAAUUUCAACCAUCAAUUGGAUGGUACCCUCAGCCUCAAUGCAAUUACCGGUGAAACUUGCCAGUGGGGUCCGUAGGUGGGUCAGUUGGCUUCUUUGUAGACCCAUUUUUUCGAAUGAUUGUAGAUACAAUACAUUCACACUGCUCCCGGUAUCGACCAGUACUCGGCGGAUCAAAGCAGUGUUAAUACACAUGCUUACCACCAGUUCAUCCCUGUGCGGGCUUGGAGAGUUGGGUAAAUCAGCUGGCCCGAACGUGAUCGGGUCCGUCCUUCCUUUCUUCUGGGGGGGAGCGGAGACGGAUCCCACAUAAAGACUUCGCUCGAACCUUUUCCGUUCAGCGUUCGAAUCCCCUGUCUCCCCGCCCCCGAAUAUAACCUUGACCUCCAUUCGAGGUUUCUUUCAAGGGCCUCCCGAGCCCUCUGGUUCAUCCCUGGGGGGAACAUAUACGUCAUUUUGAGGCUGGGCAUCACGUUGGGCAUCCCGGCGCCAGCUAUUAGGUUUCUUGACCGGUUUCAACGUGCCUACAGCAUUUGGAUCUUUAUUCACAUAUUUGCCCAGAUGACCCCUUCGGAUCAAAUCCUCAAUGGCUGUUUGUAGGACCCUGCAGGCAUUGAUGGCAUGACCCUUCCUGUUGUGAUAUUUACAGAAAGCAUUGUCGUCCGCUCCCAUGAACUGUCCAGAAUCAGUCGGGAGGGGAAUAUUGUCCCUCUCGUGCUGAUAAAUGGUCGCUACUGAUAGGACCAGGGGUGUAAAUCUCCCUUGCUUGGGAGGUAUAGCGGCCGCUGGGCUAGGACCCAGCCGAUCGGCCAUUCUGAUCGGGGCAGCAGGCGCAACGACCUUAUCCCUGAUCAUUGUCUCCUCUUCUAGGGCGGCAUGCUUGCGAGCCCUGUCUAAUACCUCGGCGUAGACUGUACCUGGAUUUUUCUUUAAUUCCUUGUACAACUCCCCCGUUCGGAGAGCAUUCGUGAAUAGGGUAAUGGCGGUAUCAUCUGUCAUGUUUCCCACUGUCAAAGUUUCAUCCCUCCAUCUUUUCCGAAAUUGAUUGAGGGUCUCUUUGGCGUUUUGCUUCACGCUGGUCAAAUAGCUGAAGUGCCGUUUGGGAUUGGCACUGGAACCAAACUGGGCCAAGAAUAACGCCGAUAACUCGGCAAAGCUGUUGAUUGAUCCGGGUUGUAGUGUCCCGAACCACUCCUGGGCGGCCCCCCUGAGCGUACUAAAAAACAACCGGCAAAUAGCGGCCUCGGGUGCUCCUAGCAGCAUGAGUCCCCCCUGGUAACUCCUCAAAUGCACAUGGGGAUCUCCCACCCCGUCAUAGAUUUGGCCGGUUGGUGGCUUGGCACGCCCUUGGAUGUCUGCGUACAUGAGUUCCCUAGUAAAAGGGGGAGUAAUUCCCAGCUGAACCGGGGCAGGUUGUACAGGUGCCCUGUUCAUUUGGUCCCGCAUCUCAUUCAUCUGCCUCCUCAUCUCGGCCAUUUCUUCCUCCUGGGCCGUCAAAGGGGGCGGUGGUGGAGCCCUCAUGUCCGUAUAGUCCCGGUUCCAAUGCCGUUGAGGGGCCCUGGUAUUCUCCCGCUCGGCAUUCUGGAAAUGAUGACCAAUGGGAGUUGGUCCUCUAGCUUGUGACCCGAUCGGGGUUCGGUCACUGGGACUAUGGUGCGCUGUUGGUGAGGCGCUACGUCGAUUAUCCCGAUGGGCAUGCGAACGGGAUGAUGUUGUAGUUGUUUCCGUCCGUGGAGUCUCCCCUGUAAAGUUGGACCCUCCUUCCUCCUCGUUCGCCAUAUGCUGCAUGACCUGAGCCAUGUCUCGCAUGGCCUGAGGAUUUCUUCUCAGAGAUUCGGGAAUCACAAAAUCCCCAUCAAAACGAGGAUACGAUCCUCGGCUGGAUUGUCCCUGAGGGUUUUGACUCCCCGGGGUGUGACUCCUCCCGUGAUGGCGUGAACCGUCGUUUGUAUGAUAGGAGCUGAUUCUGACCAUUUUUGAAAAUAGUGGUUUUUGGAUGAUUUGAAUGUGAAACUUUUUGUAAAUCUCGUAGAUCCCGUAGAUCCGAAAGCCCAACACGAACUUUGGAUAUAUCAGGAAUGACACAGAAUCAAAGUAUAUAAACAAAAUAUAAAAUAUGAACUCACUAAUACUCGAAAGCUCACUUGUAUUAACUAACCAGUCUGAUUACAAGGAAUUUCCCGAUCGGUAGGUCGGAAACAAUGCUUUAAUACAAGAAAUAAGAGCAAUGAUGUUAUUCUAGAGCCUGAGUAUUGAAAUGCUAACCCUUACAAUGACUUAAAACCUUCUAUUUAUACUAAUGGAGAGCAUGGGCUGCCCUAUGCUGAUUGGCCGUUGUUCCACCGACUUGGUCACCCAUGUUUCCACUUGCUGAUGUCACAAUCUGGCAUUAAUUGCGUCUGGCCACUUGCCGGUUGGCCGUUGCUCGAACGGGAUGUUGGGCUAUGCUGAAGAUGCUGUCAAAUUGGCCCAAGUAUAAUAUAUAGUCCGAACUCCGUUCGGUAUGUCUUCUUACUGGGCCAACCCUUAUUUGGGCCGAAUCUCGUUCGGCACUAAUUCUACCUUGAUUAUCUUAUCAUAGCGUGAUGGGCCCGUUGCUUGGGCCAGGUAUCUUGGGCCUUCCUGACCCGGGUAUUGGGCCUCUGGAUCAAUAUCCCAACAAUUGUAUUAUUCCAAAAUGUUUAAAAUUAUGAGAUGUUAUUAAAUUAAUUAUCUUCCGUCAAAGUUAAUGGAAAAUCUAACGGAAGGACUUGAUUAUUAUAGAUGAAAUAGAUUAAGGACUAAACUGAUAGAUUUAAUAGUUCGAGGACCAAUGAUGAUGAUAGUUCAAUGACCAUUUAUGUAUUAUUCCCAUUUAUAAAUUAUGCAUUCUUAUAAUUAUAAUUCGUAAUAUUAGAUUAUUAGAAUUAGUAAUGGCUAAAAAUUACUCCUUACAAAGUACUAAUUAAUAUAAAGUAGUCCUUCUUUGUUGUUUUUAUUGUUCCCAGAACAACUAUAACUACUACUAUUAAUAUUAUCCUAUAUUAUUAUUAUUAUUAUUAAUCAAAUUAAUUAAUUUAUUUUUUAAUUAAAAACUAGUUGUGAACCGGACUAGGGAACCUCCGAUUCCAAACCGGAGGUAAUAUGCGAUUUCGAUUUCGAUUCCAAAACCAGUGGUUGAUCUGGUUUCGAUUACGGUUGAAUCUUAAACUAUGGAGGCAAGAACAGGUCUACGUGUACCCGACCCGGUGAUCCGGCUGGUUCACGGUCCUGGUUUCUUUAUUAAAUUUCAUUGGAGGUAAAAAGUCCAAUUACACUAUAUUCCAAAUUUGGAAUGUAUAUUUUAAAUUAGAAUCUGUAUUUUAGAAUGUAUUUUAAAAUAUAAUUUAUUCUAAACGUGUUUUUACCAUAUAUCUUAGAUUUUGUGAAAACAAAAGUAUCUUUUAUUAAUCAAUAAUCAAUAACAUCAUUAGUUAGUUGAUUUACAAUGAAAUUUGGGGGAUUUACUAAGUCUAGCUUGACUUAGAAACAACUACUCUAGCUAACAAGUGAGCAUCCCGAUCUGCUGACGUUUUAAGAUGUUUUUACCUAAACCGUAAUUUGCGGGUUUGGUUUGCUCUGAUCUGAUCUAGUUUGGUCUGGUAAUGUCUAAUCUCUUUGUAUUUUUAUAUUUAUCUAAGUCUGAUUUAACCUGAUCUAUUUUGAUUUGGUCUGUGACAAAUUUCAAUCCAAAUAAAAACAUCCUACAAUAGGCAAUUUUAAAAUUACCCUUGCAAUUUUAAAAUUUGUCCAAUAUCAUCUACUAUCAAAUCAUAACAGGAACAACCGAGGGUGAUGUUCAAGCUUCUCACAAGCCCAUCUCAAUGGUGCCCGCAUCCCAAAUGAAGGGACGACCCUGAGGGGACAAGGGAGCUAGCGAGGGCCUGGACCCAAAAAAUGAUAAAAAUUUAGGCAUAUACGUAGUAUUUAGUUCUUUAUAAUAGAUGUGAGUAGACUCAUUUUUCAGUCCAAAACUAAUAAACGUUUCAGAACUUUUUGAAGUGCUUCCGGAUGAAAUUUUGAUAAAUAUUUAUGAACAUAUCUCUAUGAAUUGUAGAUUAGGCCCACUAAAUUUUAGUUUAAAAUUCAAUGUAAUAAAAGUCAUUCAAUGUAAAUUUUGAUAAAAGGCCUUUUUAUGCAUAUUUCGGCGUAAUAUUUUUCAAUAAUUUAUUUAAUUGACUCUCCAAUUGAGUUUUAAGCUAAAUUGUUUUCAACAUGAGCCCCACUUGAUGGAAAACAUGCUCACAAAAUUUAAUAAAAGAAUUCCACGAUAUUACUUUGAUAUGAUUGUAUGAUUAGUUUAUUAAUUGAUUUCAUUCGUAGUUGAUUGCAUGAUUUCUUAAUUGUUGAUUGUUAUCUAUCGAGUGUUUGUGGUAUAAGUUGUUGAUUUUGUUAGACAAUUUUUUUUAAUUACAAGUAAAUUUAUAAAUUGAAUUAAUCUCAAGGUAUAAUAAAAAUUAAUGAAUCUCCAUAGGAUAAAGAAAAUCAAAGUGAAGAAUAUUAAAGAAAACAACGCUAAAGAAACAAGGUUCAAUGAAAUAUUUUAUUUGUUUAAAAUAUUUUCCUCAGCGUUAAUAUCUUCCUCAGCGUAAUAAACAAUUGUCACUUCGAUGUAUUUCUUCUUUAAUUUUUCAUUUUAUACAUAUGACGGUAGUGGAGUCAAGGGGGUCAGAGUGGUCAACCGAUCCCCUUGUAAGUUCAAAAAUAUAAAGCACUGAAAUACAUUCGAUUCGAUACAUUAUGCCUCCCAUAACUCAUUACGAGUAAGAAAUUAUGACUCCUAAAAAUCAGCACUAUCUAAGAACAUCACUCAUUAUAUAGAUUAUAUUCUCAAAAUUUUUAAAAAAGUCUAAUUCACUCAUUACUUACAUAAAUUUUAAAAUGUAUAUGACACAUAUAUCAAGUAGUAUCAAUUAUCUAAGCUAUAUACAAAACAUUCAACUUAAGUAUUAUUUAUGUUCGGAUAAUGGGCCAGGUCCAAUACUAUCGACCCAAUAUGCCUGGGCUCGGGCGCGAACCAGGCCCAACACACGGUCCGGCUAGAGAAUAUGGCCCUUCGAUUGAUUUGUUUAACUCUUGGGCCGACCGGCCCAUUGGCCUUGGAUCAAGCUUCUUGUUUUACUUGUUUAAUUGGGCCAAGCCCAUUAGCGUUUGACAAACCUCUUGUAAGCGCCUAUAAAUAGGCCGCCACUCCUUUUGUAUUGGGGAGGUCACUUUUACUGUACUGAAUUGCUGCUGAAUUUUCUACUCAACAUAUUUUCUACCAACAUUGAUGCUUUCAUUGAGAGCUUUGUUGUUCUCUCAGUUUUCGGUAGAAUCUUUGAGGAGGAAAAUGGCAGGAUCAUCAAGGCAAGAGCGAGUUUCCAUUCACACUGAGCAUUCAGAACAACCCAAUGGCCAUCGUUUGAGAAGCCAAGUGGUGAGACCGAUAGGAGAUCUCCGAAACCAUUUAACAAGCUCAGGGGACCUGAGGGGUUCGCUGAGCCACAGUCGUGACAGACAAUCCAUUCAUGAUCGGAUUGGAGGUCGCCGUCGUCGGGUUCCGCGCACGAACUGACUUGAUGCUGGAGUGCGGGCGCUACAAGAGGCCACACGCGCCAUUGGGGCUUUGGCUCUGAAUUUCCAGGGGAUGAUGCCGCAGAGAGCUAAUCAUGAAACUCCGAGACACACCACCCCUGAAGACAUCGAGACUUCCUCUGGUAGAUAUGAAGGGCAACGUACUAGUUAGGACAAAUCGCGAAGGGAAUCCUUGCCCCGGAGGGAGCAUAUGCCCCAACGGGUCGAGCAGCCUCGACGACCCAGAAGGGAAGGGCCCCACCGAGACUCGUCACUGGAGGGAGGGGAUGACUUCUCUCAUUACUCCCGCCGUGGUGGCCGUCGGGCCCACGCGCGUGAAAGAGUCACAGAAUCCUAUGUGCGGGUCCAACCUCGUGUUGGGCGCGUGCCGGAGGAACCAGCGCCCGAAGCUGUGGAGGAUCUCAGAUUGAGGUUGGACGAGCUAAGGAGGAGGGUUGUUGGGGGAGAGUCAUACGUGGCCGACCUCCAUAUCCCGGAGCCCUUCACUCGUGCUGUAAUGGAGGCUCCGUUGCCAAGGGGCUACAAACCUUGCAAUGUGGAUACUUACAAGGGCACUUCGGACCCGCAACACCAUAUAUCAUGUUACAUGUCAUAUAUGGUCAUGAUGGGAUACGAAGAUGCCAUACGAUGUGGAGGAUUCACGGCUACUCUAGAUGGCCCGGCUCAUGAGUGGUAUGACACACUGCCCGAUGGGAGCAUCGGGGACUUCAGGGAGUUGGCUAGGCACUUCCUCUUGAGGUUCGUCGGCUCAUGAGAUGUGAAGAAGAAUUUCAGCCACCUGUUCAGCCUGAAGCAAGGAAAGAAAGAGGCCAUGUCCACUUUCCUGGCAAGGUGGAGGGUCGAGUCGGUCAAGGUUCAGGGCCUUGACGACAGGACCGGAGUGGCAAUGCUGAUAAAUUCUAUCCGACGAGGAGAAUUUCACAAGGAUUUUGUUGGGAAUCCACCCGCUUUAUACGAGGAAGCCCUAAGGCGGGCAGACCGUCAGGCUGAAGCAGAGGACGCUGAACAGAGAAAAAGAGAUGAAGAGAAUGGAAAGAAAGAAGAAACGAAGGACAAGGGAAGACGUGGUGACCCAGAUGAUGAAGACGCUGAUAGGAAGUCUGGUGGAAAGGGCGGCCGGUUCAAAGGUAAGAAGAAUAAGAACAAGGGAAGGACGGACGUCCCGAAAGGUCGGGACGGUCCUCGACUAUGCCAAGGAGCAGGGUUUGGUUUCCUUUCCAGGGGAAUGUGACGUGGUCACUGCCAAACGCAAUACCGACCAGUACUGCAGGUUUCAUCGGAAUUUCGGGCAUGAUACGGACGAAUGCAUCGUUCUCCGCAGACAAAUCGAGGCACUUAUCAAACAAGGAUAUUUGGGCCAAUUUGUAGGAAAACCGAGAAAUGCCCAGAAAGGGAGGAACCUGACAUGGAGGCGUUCCGAUCAAGCCACCACGUCCAAGGAGAAACAACCCCUUGACCAACCACCAAAGAAGCGCGAGCUUGGAGCUCUGUCCGAGGAUGACGAGUGUGACCUAGGAGAGGGAUCCUGGAAGCAUCACAGAUGCUCCUACAUCGUGGGCAGCCCCCAAGGAGGGGGCACGUCAGGCGAAAGGAAACGAUGGGCUCGAUCCUUGUACGUCGGGGAAAUUACCCGGGUACCUGCAAAAAAGAGGAUGAGAAGAGAUUCGAUCUACUUCACCGAUGAUGACCUACAACCCAUGCUACCACCGCAUAGGGACGCCUUAAUGAUUAAGGUGGAGAUGAACAAUACAAUCAUUCAUCGAGUUCUAGUAGUCAAUGGAAGCUUGGUGAACGUAAUGUAUUACGACACAUUCCAAGGCCUUGGUCUGAGUGGGGUGGAUCUGAGUCCGGUAAGAACACCUUUGUCCGGGUUUACCGGGGACUCAAUCGAAUCGGAAGGCAGUGUGGUGUUGCCCGUGAUGGUGGGUUCGGAACGUUGUGUAGCAAAGUUGAACCUUGAGUUCACUGUCGUACGUUUAACCUGUUCGCACAAAAUCAUCAUGGGAAGACCCACGCUGGAGGACUUGAGAUGCAUUAUCUCUUAGGAGCAUUUAUGUAUGAAGUUCCCCACCCCGAACGGGGUCAGGAUAGCUCGGGGAGAUCAAAGGAUGGCUCGGAGUUGUUACAUGAAGGCGUGCAAACAACUCGGACAAAAGGACCUCAGGGUCCACACUAUCAAUUGCAAAGCCAUGAAGUAUGAGGAUGGCCAGCUCAGCGCUGAGCCCACCUCCGAGGUUGAAGAAGUUCAUAUCGAUCCCGGGCACCCGGAGCGAAAGAUCAAAAUCGGGUUGGGGCUCCCAGCCGGGCUGAGAGAGAAGAUCAUCCAAGUGUUGGUCACAUAACUCACAUUCAGUGUGAUCUUCGCAUGGGGCCCUGAGGAUAUGCUGGGGUUGGACCGGAGUGUGGCCGUUCACAGGCUAGCGGUCGACCCGACGGUGAAGCCGAUCCAGCAGAAGAGAAGACACCUCUCGGUGGAACGAAGGGAUUUCGUGAAGAAGGAGGUAGCUAUGCUCUUGACUAUUAAACACAUCAAGGAAGUAUUAUACCCGGAAUGGUUGGCAAACGUGGUCCUGGCACCGAAGCCCUUGACUUGGAGAAUGUGCGUCGAUUACACAGACCUUAACAGAGCAUGCCCGAUGGACCCCUUCCGUUUACCUAACAUCGACCAGCUAGUUGACGGGACAGCCGGGUGCGAACUCCUUAGCUUCAUGGACGCAUUCCGAGGGUAUCAUCAGAUAUCCAUGCAUGAAGAUGAUGCGGAGAAAAUCUCUUUCAUCACCCCGGAGGGGAUCUUUUGCUAUCUAGUCAUGGCUUUUGGCUUGAAGAACUCUGGGGCGACAUACACGAGAAUGGUUGCAAAAGUGUUUCGAACAGUGCUAGGAAGGAACAUGGAAGCGUAUGUAGACGAUAUGAUCGUCAAGAGCGUACGAGCGACAGACCAUGCCGACGACUUAGCCGAAAUUUUCGGGAUCAUGAGGGCAGCUUGACUGCGCCUGAACCCGAAAAGUGCAUGUUUGCUGUCCAGGGUGGAAAAUUUUUGGGGUACAUGGUCACCCAGAGAGGGAUAGAGCCGAACCCCGAAAAAGUGAGAGCAAUCCUUGACAUGGAACCUCCGAGGUCGGUGAAGGAAAUGCAGGUUCUCACUGCGCGACUGGCAUCACUUGGGCGUUUCCUGUCAAAAUCUGCGGAGAAGUCCCUACCUUUUUUUCAGGUUCUCAAGAAACAAAGUGGAUUCGCGUGGACGGAUGAGUGUCAGCGGGCAUUCGAGGAGCUAAAGAAGUAUCUUCUCUCUGAGCCGUUGUUAAGCAAGCUGAGGAAAGGAGAAACACUGAUAUUGUAUUUGGGAGUGUCGCAAUAUAAUCGUACCGAUGUUAUAUCGGAAUUAUUAUUUGCUAUUACCAUUACGAUAUAACAUCAAUAUUAAUGGUAAUAGCAAAUAUUAUGAUAAUACAUCAAAUAUAUUAAUGUGCACUACGUAGAUAAACUUAUUAAUGUGCACUAAUACACGAACAUCGGUACAUGUGUGUAUGUCUAUACGUAUAUUUAUGUGUAUACAUGUUUGUUAGACAUGACAUAUAUAAUUAUGUUAAUUAACUUUCUAUCGAAAUCAAAAUAUCAAAAAAGACUUUGACGAAUUCGAUAACACCUAUAGAAGAUAAGAUGUAGAAGUUUCAAUUGCGGUAGUAUGUUUAUGUGCGCAGAAGAUUAAGUGUUGCAUCUUUAGACGACUUAAUUGAAAGACGUAAACAAACUUUGAUUAAAACUAACUGCUAAGGGUAUUACGGAUAUUUACUCAUGAUGUAUUAUGGCUUCGUAUGCCUUGCACAUACUAAUUAGUCAUAUAAAACAUAGGGGAGAUUUAUAGUCAUAUAUUGAGAAGUUGUUUAUCUUCUAGUCACAUCUAGAGAAUUUUCCCUUUUUUAUCUUCUAUUUUUCUUAUGCACUUUUAUCUUUUUAUCUUUGCUUUUCCUUAUAUGCUUAUGAUGUCGUUGUUAUUUUAUAUUUAUCUUUUAUCCUAUCAAAUUUAUCUUACUUUAACUUCUUCUUUUCUCUUUUGGUCUUGUUAUCAUGUUAGCUGACCCUAUAAAUUUUGAGAUUAAACAUUGAAUGUUGUGUUGUUGUGUGUAAGAAUUACUUGUGCGUUAUUUCAAAGUUUGGAAAUAUUCUCAACGCGGCUGUUUUGUUACAUGUAUGGUGAAUUAUAUAUAUGGCGAAUUCAUGCAAUGAUGUUGUGUUCUUAAUAAUUAAUAUAUGUCAAUAUCCUUUAAAAAAAGUGCACACAUUAUAAAAAUGUUAACUUAAUCAGAAAACAUUUUAUAUUUAAUAAUUGUCAAAUACGAACCUUAAACGCUAUAUAAAUACUAAAUUCUUUAAUUUGUCUGUACAUUGCACGAAAUGCACAGUUUCUAUUACGUUUAUCAUGUCAUUAAAGGGCACUUGAGUCUACAAAUAGUUUGGAGUGUGGUCUUGAGGGCACAUGAUUAGUUCAACGAUAUCAAAAUCACUUCGUAUUAACAAAAUAUAUAUAUAGGGAUUAGUUCAUGUGAGAACGCCCUCUUAGGAGAGUAAAAAAGAACCAGAUCCGACCAUCCAAUUUGUCAAUCGUGCGGCUGGGAUGAUCAGUUUUAUUAAUUAAAAAACACAUGAUGCGUCUGUGCCAUAUUAAAAAAAAAGAAACGUGCAUUAAGAAGCCCAUUGAAGAGUAAAUGGGUAAAAGACUAUGAUGCUUAAUUAUGGCGGUUCGGCCGCACGAGUUCCCAUAUGGGAAGAAAUCCCGUUUAAUGUGCCUGUAUAUUCGAAAAAAGAGAAACUUCCUUCAUUGCGCAGACUUCUACUCUGAAACUACCAGAGCUCGACGAAGAAGAAGGCGUGCACUAGCAUCGAAACCCUAGGAAGUCAUCGAAGAAGAAGGAUGACAAGGACAAACGAAAACGACGGUGCAUCAGGGACUGCAAAAAGUGCUUCAGGUACGGCGAUAACCUGCGGUUAUUUUGUGACUAAUUUUGUUGUAUUAACAAGUUGAUGUUGUGGAUUCAAUGCAUGGCUAAAGAAAACGAUUUUAAUGUAGUUUGUGAAGCAUUUAUCAUGAAAAACAAUAGAAAGUGAGAUUUGUUUGUUUCUUUGUGUGUAUGGAUAAAUGUUGUGCUGCGAUAGUGAAUGAAUAAUAGAAAAAUAAUGGGAAAAUGGUAGUAAAGAGUCAUGAUUGAGUGAUUAAAAAGGGGUAGAGUGCAGAGCGAAGUUGUCGGUUGUUCUUUUGGUAGGAUUUCAUAGUAUUAGUUUGUGAAUGUGAAUGAAGGUGAAAAAACUAGUUAAGCAGAAUUUGAAAUAGCCAAUUAAUUGUGUAUAUGAAUGAUGAGUUUUGCUAUGGAUGUGUUUUAUUGGAAUGUGCACAAAGAGUAGUUAAUAGGUUCAUACAUAUAAUGAUAUAGUGCAUGAACUGUUUGUAUAUGUGAUAAACACGAUUUGGUCUAUCCUAGAGCUAAUUUUUCAUUAAAGUGCAUCCAAAUUUUAUUUAAAUGCAUAAAUUGGGUGCUUAAAAGGCUUGUUUGUGUGAUAGAAAAGGCUUACCGUGCACAGGUUAAGUGUGCUUUUGAUAUAUUGGUGUGUAUUCAUAUUGUUGUUAUGUGAAUGUGAUUGUGAAUGAAAUUUACUUAAUAAGUGCAACAAAUCUAUAAUGUUGGAAAUCAGUUAACAGACAAUAGACUGCUUACAUCAUUAUUGAAGUUUUUAAUUGUAAUGUGGUGUUUCGAAUGUGCAUGAAGUGAAAGUAUUAUGUUCAUAAAUGCAAUGAUAUAAUGCAUGAGGUAUUUAGUAAUUUGAUUAAAAUAAUAUGUAUUACAACAAUUGUGUCUAUGUUAGUGGAAGAGAGCAUUCUUUGUGUUGAAUAGUGCAUUGUUUCCCAUAUUACAGGGAGUACAGUCAAAACCUUACAGGUGGUGAAGAACAAUAAAGGUAAGCGACCAGAUAUCAAAGAUGCACCUCAGAACCAAGCCUGCAGGCUGAAGAGGCAGAGGAAAGUAGUUGAUGAAAAUGAAAACGAUGAUGACUUUGAAGUGCAACCUGGGCAAGGUGGAGCUGCAAUUGACUUAGAGGAAAAUGAGAGCACGAAAAUAAAGAAAGAGAGCAUUAAAGAUAUCAAGGCCAGGUUUAGGACAAUAAGAACAAGAUCAUCACCCAACAUGAUUGUGAAAGCUCUCUCUGUGAUGACUGCUGCACAAAAGAAGGAGAUACACAAGAUGGGUUUUGGUGCGCUGUUUGAUCUGCAAGUAUGUGAAAUACCAGGAAGGUUGGGGUUUUGGGUGGUUGAUAACUUCAACCCGAAAACAUGCUCAUUGGUGCUGCACAAUGGAAGUGAGUUGCGUGUAACGGAAGAGGAUGUAGCCCGCGUUUUGGGAUUUCCAAUAGGAGGCAGAAAAAUAGUAACAAAAAAGAAGAACGAGGAAUGUGCAUUUAGAUACAUUCUUGAAGCCCUCAUUAUCUAAAUCAACAUUCUUGCAGGAAUCACUGUUAGGUGCAACCGUCUUAGAUUUAGAUACAUUUUUGAAGCCCUGCCUAUUACACACCAUAUGUUUCCAAAGAAUAACGCCACCACGAGCCCUUUUUGACUACUUUUACGUGAUUCAAAACCACACAUUUUUGCAUAUUGAUCAUAAAAACUCAUACCAUCAUGCAAGUUGUUGAAAAACAUACCAACAUGCGGUUUAAAAGCAGGGUCACAAUCCGGUGUGCAGUACAUAGUGGAUCCCGGAGAAACUUGCAUUGUAUUAACAUCAAACGAUUGAGAAACGGCUUCAGAUGCACUGAAGGGAACAUCAUUUGAAUCUAAUGGAAGCAUGCAAAAAAAAAUAUUCACAAAAACAUGCUUUAGCAAAACGUAUACAAAAAAAGGGCAAUAUCAAAAUGCAUAUAAGAGCAUCACAAUAAUAUUUAAGAUGUGCAACAAAAAUAUUCAGAAAUUAACAAAUACAUGC